Drosophila hydei is the source of this 2213-nucleotide messenger RNA. RefSeq names its product 5'-nucleotidase domain-containing protein 1 (gene Nt5a). Bases 108 to 1748 code for a protein of 546 amino acids. The record is from RefSeq and is a predicted model, not a curated record. Gene Ontology annotation, molecular function: 5'-nucleotidase activity. The transcript has a single exon. Lineage: Eukaryota; Metazoa; Arthropoda; Insecta; Diptera; Drosophilidae.
GCCAUCGAUUAGUUUAAGCUGGCAUUGUUUAUGGAUAGAAUUAUGUAGUAAAAUUAACAAAAUUUAUUUAAAAUUCAAGCCGAUAAUGUAUUAGGCUAUUGGUAAAAAUGCAGCGUGCCAUUCGGCGAGUGAGUUUGUGCCAACUGGUUGUUAGUGUGCGCCCUUCGACAAUAAGGGCAGCUGUAGCGAAAAAUUUCCACCAUAAAGUACACAAACAAAGUCUAACAGAUGUUCUGUGUCAAUUACAUAAGAGCUGUAAUCGUUCAGCACUAUUGGCGCAAAAAUCAACAUCGAUUUUAGGUGACGAAAAUCAGCUGUGCAGGCACGCAUGCACGCACACACUCGCACGCCGAGACGUUAGCACAGGCCAGUCGAGCGCUGCGCAAUAUUCCAGAUACUCAGCCAGCACAAUCAUGAAUUCGUAUUGCAAGGAAUUGGAUCUGAUGGACUAUGACAUCAUUGGGUUCGAUCUGGAUGGCACAUUGUUGCGGUACAAUCUACAGGAGAUGACGCCGCUCAUCUAUAACGUGCUUAAGCAGUACCUGGUGGAAGUUAAAGGCUAUUCACCAGCAUUGCUGUCCAAGGACUUGGAUAUGGAUUUUUUCCAGAAAGGUUUGAUGCUCGAUGGAGUUCGGGGUAAUGUGCUGAAGCUGAGCAAUGAAGCGACCAUUAUACGUGCAUCGCAUGGUACACGUCUGCUGAGCGAUGACGAAAUUGAGAGUAUUUACGGUGCCGAACGACGCUGGGAUGUGGCUACAGCCUUUUAUAAUAAUCCCCUGUCCACCUGGAAUGGUCCAGCAUCUGAGCAGAUGCGCACGCUUCUUGAUUACUUUGAUAUGCCCAGCGCCCUGGUGUUUGCCCAAGCCGUAGAUGUAGUAGACAAUGAGAGCGGAUCAAGUGGUAAACCCAAUGAAUACAAAGUUUGGGGGGAUCUCCUAGAAGCCCUUAUGCAUAGCUAUAGCCGCGAUAACUUCAGUAAUGAUUCCAGUCUCUACUUUAAGGCUUUACGCGCAGAGCCACAUCGCUAUGUGCUGCCGAGCUGUACAAAACUGUUCACCUGGCUGAAAGAAUUGAGACAAGCUGACAAAAAGCUCUUCUUGUUGACCGGCUCGAACAUAGACUUUGCCGAUUUAACAGCCACACAGGCGCUGGGUGCCAAUUGGCGAGAAUAUUUUGAUUUUAUAGUCACCUAUGCCAAGAAGCCGGGCUUUUUUACUCAGAAGCGAGCCUAUUUGAACGUGGAUGCUGUGGCAAAGCGUGAGCUACCAAACAGCGAACUAAGUCUGCAGGAGUAUCUCCAGCCGGGCAAUGUUUAUGCGCAGGGCAAUUGGCAUCAGCUGCACCAGUCGAUGGCAAGACUCUUGAACAAAGAUUCGAGUAAAGCACGAGCUUUAUAUUUCGGAGACAACAUCAUACAGGAUAUCUAUACGCCGGUUAAGCACAGUGGCUUUGAUACGGUGGCCAUUGCUGAGGAGCUGUUUUUAAUGGAGGCCAAGGACUACCCCUUCAAGGCGGUGCUGAAGUCAAAAUUUUGGGGCCCGUAUUUUAACGACGGCCGGACACCUACUAUAUGGUCUGGCUUCAUAGCGAACUAUGCCCAGAUUUGCAUCUCUUCCAUGGAACAGAUGUGCCAGACGUCACCAACUCAACGGCUUGUGUGUAACAAUGUCAACGGCUUCUAUCCGAUGGUGCCCAAAUAUCUCGAGUGCAGCAAUCUGACGACGAGCUGGUGCGGUGGUUGCGUCUGAUAAGACGUUUUCGACAAGACAUGCUCAGAAUACACAAUUAUCUCCGGACUGAGCUGUUGCGCAGUGCAUCUAAAUUGAACUUCUCGACGAAAGUCAGACAUAUAAAUUAUACUCGAUAGCAAAAUAAAUAAAUGUUCGGCGACCGAAUAAUUUAAGUACAUAUUCUAUAUAUUGCAUAACUCAAGCAGGCCUUCAAAAUAGCUAAGAUCAUUUGUAUUUUAUAAAGUAUUAUACUCGUUAAUACUAAUAGUAGUUAGUAGUUAUAAGCAACUUUGACGAAUGUACAAAAAGCUUAAGUCCUAAGCAGCAUGAGGUAAACGAAUUAAAUCGGUUGUUAUUGAAGCGCUUUACAGAUUUAUACUAUAUAAGUAUGUAAAUGUCGUUCAGGCACAAGCUGUAAUGCAAAUAACAUUUGGCAGGUGUGCUCGACACGUAUAAAGCCUAUUUUCUCUACAAAUUUCUAGU